This is a messenger RNA of Brenthis ino (lesser marbled fritillary), 2481 nucleotides long. NCBI's taxonomy places the organism in Eukaryota, Metazoa, Arthropoda, Insecta, Lepidoptera, Nymphalidae. The record is from the annotation of a GenBank genome assembly.
AUGAAUAUUUUAGAUAACAUUUACAAAAAUAGUUUACUUCAAAAUGAAAAUUAUAUUAAGUUUUGGGAAGAAUAUUUGCAAAAUUUGAAUGCUUUAGAUCUCAAUAUGUACUCUGAAAAACUAACUGUACCAGUUUUAGUACCAAUUGGAAAUAGAAUUCUAUUUAGAGGAGCAAUUAAGCAUACAAAUGAAGUAAUGGUAUCACUAGGAGCUGACUACUUUACUAAGUGUUCUGUUAAGCAAGCUGAAGUUUUAAGACAACAUAGAAUUAAAGAUGCAAAAAUGAAACUGGAAUCAUAUGUUAAAGAAAAAGAGUAUCUCGAAAGCCAAAUAUCUUUUAACAAAGAAAAUGUACAUGGGACCUCUGGUCAAGAUAUAAUUGAGAUGGUAAGUGAAGAGGAAGAUAAAGCUUGGAGAGAACAACAUCGAGAGAGAGUAAGGCAAUAUCACCUAAGUAAAAAUAAGGAAACAGACAGUUCUAAAGAAGAUAUGACCGAUGAAGAUCUCUGGAUUAGAUUGGAAGAACUUGAAUUACAGGAAGAAUUGGAAAAUGAAAUGGAUGGCAUAGAAGACAAAGUCAAUAUUGAUGAAAGUGAUAGCAGUAGUUAUGAUUCAUUUAUAAUCACAGAAGAUGAUGUCAGUAAUAUUUCAAAAGAAGAAAUAAAGCAAAAUAAUAUACAAAAUGAAGCACAAAUUACUCACAAUGUUCACAAGCAGACAUCUAAGUUGGAUUUGUUGCAGCAAGUUAUAGACAGACAAAAAAUGUUAGCAGCAAAGUUAACUCAGCUUAAAAAUAUAGAAAGAGUUCAAAGUAAAACUGAAAAGGACCUUAUGUCAAAAUUGGAUAAAAUGGAUCAAUUAGAAGAACUUGAAGAUGAAAUGGACAGGUUAGAUGAUAUCUUGGAAGAAGAAGAUGAUGAUGAUAGUGCCCCCACAAUAAGUGAAGAUAACUCAGUCAAGAUAAAAAGAAAUGUAUCUUUUGCUGAUAAUAGUGACACUGAAACUUUAGAAAUUAAUUUUAAGCAUUCCAGUAUUGAACCAUGUAAUGAAUCAUAUAAUUCAGAAAAAGGUAUAGUGAAGCCAAGUGAUAUAUAUGAAGCAUAUUCAAAUUUUUUCACAAAUGAAACGACAUCUAUAUUAAAAAAAUCUAAAUAUGGACAUACUAAUUUAACUAAUGAAAUAAAUAGUGAUAAUUUGAAAACCUCUUUUAAAAAUCAUCCAGAUGAUACUAAAGUACCUUUAGAGAAUGAUAAUAUGAAUGUUAGCAGAAGUAUUGUUAUAAAUGAUGUUGUAGAGAAAAAUGAUGAAAAUGAUACUAAAGUGGCAAAUGACAGAAGACCUAUUGAAGAAGCUUUUUUAAAAAGCAUAAUGAUUUAUCGUAAUUUGAGAUAUUUGUCACGUCGAUACAGUCAAGCAGUCACGUUUAGAACUACAGAAUCUUCUCCUACUCAACAUAAUGAAAAUCAAGUUGGUUUAUUUUAUACUAUAAAUAACGACAUAUGUAAACAACUUUUUGGACAUGGGGGCUUGCCUAAGAGUUAUUUGAAGCAAACCAAGACCUUUACAGAAACUACGUUAAUGGUGCGAUCGCCAGCUCUUGAUAUCAUGAAUUGCAUUAAGUUAACAGAUUUAAACAAACCUGUAAAUCGAUAUGUGCUUUAUGGUGAAUUAGGAGCUGGCAAAUCUCUAACUAUAGCUCAUCUAUUACAUUAUGCACAUGAGAAUAACUUUUUAAUAGUGCAUGUACCAUGGGUAUCUGAAUGGUUGAGAAGGGUGCCACGCCACAAGGAAAUGUCUAACUCACCAACAAAAGAGGGUUUUGUUGAUUUACCUCUAGAUGCUGCUGCAUGGCUUUUACAUUUCAAAACGCAAAACCAAAGUAUUCUAAAGACACCAGAUUUAAGGAUAACCAAAGAGUAUGUAUGGAGCAAGCGUGAAAAGACAGAAAUGGGAGCACCCUUGGCUGAAUUGGUGGAACUUGGAAUUGCACGUGUGAAAUAUGCAUGUGACGUCAUAGAGGCCCUAGUGAAUGAAAUCAAAAUAUUGUCUAAUAAUAAGCAGUGUAAAACAUUUGUAGCUAUUGAUGGGUUCAAUACAUUUUUGUACCCAUUGACACGACUCAAGACACCCACUAAAAAGACAGUUACCCCUGAAGAAGUCACACUCACUGCACCAUUUAUGGAAAUCACUAAAAAUGAUUGGACAAAUGGCGUCAUCGUGAUUUCCGCUGAUCAGAUGGCAGUUCCACAAGAUCACCAAGAAAGUCACUUACCUAAAUACUUACUUUACAAAAAGGGAUUUGAGCACAUAGAUCCGUUCAUACCGGUAGAAGUAGCCAGAUACAGUGAAAAGGAAUUUUUAUCCUGUGCCAGUUAUUAUCGAGACAGGCUAUGGCUGAGAGGACCUCCAGAGACAGAAGAAGAAUUAAAGCUGGCAAGUGCCUGCAACCCUUAUAAAUUCAUGGAAUUGUGUGCGCCUUUA